Molecule: messenger RNA, 1058 nt
Organism: Anas platyrhynchos (mallard)
Lineage: Eukaryota; Metazoa; Chordata; Aves; Anseriformes; Anatidae
Gene: MBD4
Product: methyl-CpG binding domain 4, DNA glycosylase
Biological process (GO): base-excision repair
Cellular component (GO): nucleus
Molecular function (GO): catalytic activity; DNA binding
Source: RefSeq, a predicted model, not a curated record
GAGGGCGGGGCCCGCAUGGCGACGGGCGGCGGCGGCGGCGUGACGUCACAGCGCGCGGCGGCUGCGAGUGGAGCGGGCCCGGGAGCUGGGGGGGGCGGCGAGGCCGGGGCCGGGGUCUCUCUGCGCGCCGCCUCCGUGCCGGGCCCACGCCGAGGCGCGCCCGCGGCUGUCCCGGGAGCGGCGGGGAGCGGCCGCGGGGCGCGCUGCGAUGAGGCCGGCGGCGCCCCGAGCGCUGCGGGCGGCGGCGAGCCCCGGGGAGGAGAAGCGGGGCCGAGCGGAGGCGGGCGGAAGAGGAGCCGGGCCCGCAGCCGCGCUGCAGCGGGGAGCCCCGCCCGGGCCGCGGGGACGCGGAGCCUGAGGCCCCGGGGGCGGCCGGGCGCGGAGCACGGCCCUGGCGGGGAGCCCUCUGCGGAGCCCAACACGGGGAGCGGCCCCGCAGCGCCGCCAGAAGAGCCUAUCCCCCGAACACAGGUGGAGAGGAGGAAAACAAGCCCGUAUUUCUCAAGUAAAUACAGUAAGGAAGCUCCAAGCCCGCCUCGAAGGAAGGUGCUCAGAAAAUGGACUCCUCCGCGUUCUCCUUUUAACUUGGUCCAAGAAACGCUUUUCCACGAUCCGUGGAAGCUGCUCAUUGCAACCAUAUUUCUCAAUAAGACGUCAGGUAAAAUGGCGAUUCCUGUGCUCUGGGAGUUCCUUGAGAAGUACCCUUCUCCCGAAGUAGCCAGAACCGCGGACUGGAAGGAAAUGGCAGAGCUGCUGAAACCUCUCGGCCUCUACGCACUCAGAGCGAAAACCAUAAUCAAAUUUUCAGAUGAGUACCUGACCAAGCAGUGGAAGUACCCCAUUGAGCUGCACGGAAUUGGGAAAUACGGGAACGACUCCUACAGGAUCUUCUGCGUCAACGAAUGGAAAGAGGUGCAGCCGCAGGACCAGAAGCUGAACGUGUACCACGCCUGGCUCCGGGACAACCGCCAGCAGCUCGGCGUGGGCUGAGUGCGGCCCCCGCGGCCGGGCACCCCGUGGCAGUGAGGCGCCCGGCAGUGAACGUUUUAAUAAUAAAU